Messenger RNA from Mesorhabditis belari, 1006 nucleotides. The record is from the annotation of a GenBank genome assembly. NCBI's taxonomy places the organism in Eukaryota, Metazoa, Nematoda, Chromadorea, Rhabditida, Rhabditidae.
AUGUCCACACCCGAGAUCAUCAGCUAUUACGGUUAUCCAGUGGAGAUCAUCACGGUGACCACCGAUGAUGGAUACAUUCUCGCGUUGCAUCGGAUUCCUUUCGGGAAAAAUGAAACCAAAAAAACGAGGAACCCAAAUCGACCGGUGAUUUUCCUUCAACAUGGCCUCCUUGCGUCGAGCGCUGAUUUUGUCGCCAAUCUCCCGCAUCAAUCACUUGGUUUCAUGCUAGCCGAUGCGGGUUUUGAUGUUUGGUUGGGGAAUUCUCGGGGAAACUUCUACUCGCAAAGACACACAAAAUUCGACUCCAAUUCGCCAGCUUUUUGGAAUUUUACGUGGGAUGAGAUCGUCGCCUACGACAUGCCCGCACAAGUCAAUCGGGUUUUAGAGAUCACCGGAGCCUCAAGCCUUCACUAUGUCGGUCAUUCACAGGGCACAAUGGUGAUGUUCGCUCGGCUCGCCAACUAUCCUGAUUUUCAUUCAAAGAUCAAAAGCUUCUUCGCGUUGGCUCCAGUGGCCACUGUCGGCAAUAUCAAGGGACUCUUGAGAAUCAUUUCUGAUCACUUCCAGAAAGAAUUGAGGUGGCUGAUUGAGAUGCAGGGUGAGCAUCAGUUCUUGCCAACCACUUGGUUCUCGCGGAUGACGGCGCGGAUAAUUUGCGGCACAUUCGCCAUGUUGAACCCACUGUGUCAGAAUAUUCUCUUUCAGAUUGGUGGACCGGAGAACAAACAGUUCAAUGUGAGCCGUAUCAUGGUUUACAUGUCGCACACUCCGGCAGGCACCUCCACCUCGAAUAUUCUGCAUUGGGCGCAAAUGGUGCAAAGUGGGAAGACACAAAUGUUCGACUAUGGAAGCGCGCAGAAAAAUUUGUGGCGAUAUGGACAGGAAACCCCUCCCGCAUACAAUAUGUCGACGUUCGUUGAGCCGACUUAUCUCUAUUAUGGAGACGCCGAUUGGUUAGCCGAUGUGAUUGAUGUUGAAGCUUUAGUGAGCGAGAUGAAUCCUGAGU